AUGACCCGGACUGCAGAUGACCCACAAUGUCAAAAAACUACAAGCGAUAAAACCGAAUCAGUCAAUCUAAAAAUCGAAUUCGAGAAAAUCACCGAUAAACUUGAUAUGAUCGAUAAUCGAGCAGAAGAACUAAAUGAUAACCUUGUCCACACAUCCGAAAUUCUGGAGUCGUCACGCAACCACACGGAGCAUGUGGUUAAGUUAGUCGAGGCUCUCUCCGGAAGCACAAUUUGGAUCCCACACAUUCUUCGAGAGGUAAAGACAACGGCGAAAUCUCUCAAUGAAAGUAUCAACGCGACAUACCUUGUUUACAAACAGAUGAUGGGUCUUCGCUCGGAUACACCACCCAGUGAUGAAAUUCCAGGAAUAUUCGAGAGAAAAUUAGAAAAAUCAGAACAUUACCAAAAUAGUGCAGCGAAUUUCCAUUGUAAAAUAGACGAAGAUGACAGCAAACUGAUGCAGCGCCAAAUUUCCAAGGUGGAAGAAAUUCUGAAAAAACUUGAUAAUUCUACGGCUCCACAACCAGAACCAACACAGAAACCAACAGAAUCUACAUAUCAAGUCUUGCUGGACAAGAAAGAAGUCCGUGGCAAUUCCACUUCAGGAGUCCUGCUCAUCACUUCACUGCGUGGAUUGGUUCAUGUCUGUUAUGACGAAAUCCAUAGUCCCUUGGUAGCGAGCAUAGCCUGUAAUCAAUUAGAAUUUUCGCUUGGCUCCCCUCUCAUGGUACCCAAUGUUCUCAUGCCGACAGAGAAAGUCUUCUUGAUCAACUGUCUUCGGAGGGAAACUACCCUGGACGUCUGCAGCUUUGAAAUGGUAUCCUCUGAUUAUUGUAAAGAGAGUGGUCUCCUGGGAGUUUUUUGUAUUGAGUAG
Acanthosepion pharaonis is the source of this 873-nucleotide messenger RNA. The record is from the annotation of a GenBank genome assembly. NCBI's taxonomy places the organism in Eukaryota, Metazoa, Mollusca, Cephalopoda, Sepiida, Sepiidae.